CCCCUGCGGUCCAGAGAAAGCGCGGGUGAGAGAUGGAAUGAUCCGCUGGGUGCGAACCUGGGAUGGGAUUCGGAAACCGGGAGCCUCAAAAGGAUGGACAGCCCAGCCAUCCGCAUCCCGGAGUGGGGUGCAGGGAGCAGAGUGAAAUCUGAGAAUAGAGGCCGGGAAGUAAAUGACUUUGCUGCAUUAGAGACAUCUGCUUGUAAAGCAAAGGUACCCACGAAACUAUGGAUGAUACAAGAACUUCACUUGAUGUUAAAGAGUACCCCGAUACUGAGGUACAGAAAAACCGAAUACUAACUCUGGAAGAAUGGCAAGAAAAGUGGGUGGAGCGCAAAAUUACAUUUCAUCAAGAACAAGGACACCAGCUAUUAAAGAAGCAUUUGGAUGCUUUCCUUAAAGGCGAGAGUGGACUGAGGGUAUUUUUCCCUCUUUGUGGGAAAGCAGUUGAGAUGAGAUGGUUUGCAGAUCGGGGACACAGUGUAGUCGGUGUGGAAAUCAGUGAACUUGGGAUACGCGAAUUUUUUACGGAGCAGAAUCUUUCUUACUCAGAAGAACCAAUCAAGGAAAUUCCUGGAGCCAAAGUAUUCAAGAGUUCUUCGGGGAACAUCUCAUUGUACUGUUGCAACCUUUUUGAUCUUCCCAGAGCAAAUAUUGGCAAAUUUGACAGGAUUUGGGAUAGAGGAGCAUUCGUUGCUAUUAACCCAGGUGAUCGUAAACGCUAUGCAGAUAUAAUGCUGUCCCUAAUGAGAAAAGGGUUCCACUACCUCUUGAGUGUUUUUUCUUAUGAUCCAACUAAAUAUGCAGGACCACCAUUUUAUGUAUCAGAUGAUGAAAUUAAAAGACUAUUUGGUUCAGUGUGCACUUGUCAGUGUCUUGAGAAAGUAGAUGCAUUUGAAGAACGACAUAAAAGUUGGGGGAUUGAUUACCUUGUUGAAAAGUUAUAUCUACUUACAGAAAAGUAAAUGAGACAUAAAUAAACGCAAGUAACAUCAAGUUUUAGAGCAAUUGAAAAUUAUGCUAAGGCAUGAAAAUACACACAGUAAUGUGUGUAACAUUUUAGAAAAAACAAUAACAACAACAAUCACAUACUAAAAUGUUAAAGUAGCUACCUUUGGAAAGGGGUGUAUGAUUGGGGAGCGGGGGUGAAAGAUUAUACCUGUGUGUUUUACUUACAAAUUGAAGGAUUUUUUAACAAUCACCAUGUAUUACCUCUAUAAUUAAAAAAUAAA
Myotis brandtii (Brandt's bat) is the source of this 1232-nucleotide messenger RNA. RefSeq names its product thiopurine S-methyltransferase (gene TPMT). The record is from RefSeq and is a predicted model, not a curated record. The coding region runs from base 228 to 965 and encodes 245 amino acids. Gene Ontology annotation, molecular function: thiopurine S-methyltransferase activity. NCBI's taxonomy places the organism in Eukaryota, Metazoa, Chordata, Mammalia, Chiroptera, Vespertilionidae. The transcript has 9 exons.